Molecule: messenger RNA, 8141 nt
Organism: Mauremys reevesii (Reeves's turtle)
Lineage: Eukaryota; Metazoa; Chordata; Testudines; Geoemydidae
Gene: ZFHX2
Product: zinc finger homeobox 2
Exons: 10
Coding region: 278-7516 (2412 amino acids)
Biological process (GO): regulation of transcription by RNA polymerase II; brain development; regulation of neuron differentiation
Cellular component (GO): nucleus
Molecular function (GO): RNA polymerase II cis-regulatory region sequence-specific DNA binding; zinc ion binding; DNA-binding transcription factor activity, RNA polymerase II-specific
Source: RefSeq, a predicted model, not a curated record
GAUUAUUCCAUUGUGUGGCGCGGCUGCCGGCAGCUCCGGAGCGAGGGAGCGGAGCAAGGCGGGCGCGGAGCAGUGUAAAUCAAUGGGAAAGCCCCGGCGGCGCCCCGAUCGAUCCGCGGGCCGGGCCUGAGCCAGGGGGAGGCGCUGGAGGAGGGGAGCGGCCGGAGCCCAGCUCCCCCCCCACCCCCACCCCCGGCGGAGCCCCCUCUUCCAGCGAGCAGAAGUCUCGGCUCCUGCGCUGAGAUGACCCCUCCACGCUCCUCCUGCCUCCACCGCCAUGGACGCUCCCUCUAACUCUGCCUCCUCCUCCUCCUCCGCCCCCCCGGCCGACGGGCAGGAUGCCAGGGCUGCGGGCUGGCCACCUCAGGACCCCUCCGCCCCUCCAGCCACCAAAGAACCCUCCCUGCCGGACCCCCCCUCCGCCUCCCCUUGCCCUGCUGAGACCAUGAGGCCCAGCCCCGUCCCCCAGCCGGAACCGGGCCCCGCCAAACUCCCAGCGGCCAUCUUGUCCGCCCCACAACUCCAGGCAGGCUUCGGCCUAGUAGCACCAAGCCCGUCCCUCCUCCAUCCCUCCGCCCCCAGGGAAGAUGCCAAGGAGGAGGAGGAGGAAGAAGGUGAUGAUGAUGAUGAUGAUGAUGAAGAGGAUGCGGAAGAUGGUGGCAGCACAGCCCAUCUGCUCUUCUUCCCUGAUGGCUCAGCCUAUCUCCUCAGCGGCGGCCAUGUUCUCUUACCAAAGGGCUACCCUGGCGCCACGGCAACCCUGCCGGUGUCCACCCUCCACGUCCAAGAUGGCGGCCCCAACCAAGGCUUUACGUCUACUGACCAAAUGUCCCAGAAUACCUCAGCGCCGGGCGAGCAGCCCCCUUCCGGCGCCUUCCACAGCUACCGACUAGCCAGGGCCUCUGCUCCCACCACCUCUGCCAAAAACUCUCCCACCGAACCCAAAGAUGCCGUCACCGACGGGGAGGGGGAAGCCAAAGUUGGCCAAGAGGAAGAACCAUCAUGGCCACCCUGGCUGUGCUUGGCCUGCCGUCUCUCCUUCCGACAGGGCCGCUCCUUGGCAGCCCAUGCCCUCUCGGCCCAUGGGGUGCGGCUCAGCCCCGGGGAGCGCCGGGCCCUGUCCCGCGGAGUCCCCGCCAUGCUCCAGGGCACUGCCCUCAGCUUCCUAGAACCAAAUAACCCCACCAGCGGGGUGGACCUCAGCGCCGGAAUGUGUAGUGGAUGGGUGAAUGUAAUGGAGGAGGAGGAGGAGGAGGAGAGAAGCCCCCGAGAAGGACGCAAGCCACCCGAUGCCAAAGAUUCAAGGGCCGGCGGCGUGGACUGGGCCAACGGGGGAGAGGAGGAGGAGAAGGCUGAAGGCAGGAAGGAAGAAGAGGAUGGGCUGAGGCUUCUGCUGGACCAAAGCUCACAGGGCCAAAGCCCACCCAGAGGCGCCAAUGUCCCGGGUGACUCACCACUAGGGAAGGCCAACACUGAGGUCACUGUUGGGGUGGCCAACACCGAGCUCAGCAACGAGGCCAACAGCGAGUCCAAUGUUGGGUUGGCCAACAGCAGGGUCCACCCCAACACUGGAGGGGUCUCUAUUGGCUUUGGGGAUGAUUACACGGCCAUGGCCUAUCCUGGGCUCAGUCUCUCUGGCCACAUGUCCCUGCUGCAUUCCCGCAACUCCUGCAAAACCCUCAAGUGCCCCAAAUGCAACUGGCACUACAAGUACCAGCAGACCCUGGAUGUCCACAUGAAGGAGAAGCAUCCCGAGAGCAACAGCCACUGCGCCUACUGCAGUGCCGGAGGCCCCCACCCGCGCCUGGCCCGGGGUGAGAGCUACAACUGUGGCUACAAGCCAUACCGCUGUGAGGCUUGCAACUACUCCACCACCACCAAGGGCAACCUCAGCAUCCACAUGCAGUCGGACAAGCAUCUAGCCAACCUUCAGGGUUUCCAGGCCAACACGAGCGGCGGGGCCCAGCCAGUGCCCCCAGCCACCCCCACAGCCCCGACCCCUGUGGCCCCUGAGGAGAAAGAGACCAAGAGCAAGACGUCCUGGCAGUGCAAAGUCUGCAGCUAUGAGACCGGCAUCUCCCGCAACCUUCGCAUCCACAUGACAUCGGAAAAGCACAUGCAGAAUGUGCUUCUCCUCCACCAAGGGCUGCCAUUGGCCUUGCCCGGGCUCCUGGGACAGCCAGGGGGCAGCAGUGGGGGGAAACAGCAGCCGCAGACCGAGCUCUUCCAGUUCUAUGGGGUGCAGGCUCUGGGUCACCACCACGGCCACCACCAUGCAGGAGCCACCGGCGCCGUCCCGGGACUGCGGGUGGAGAAGCCCAUGGAACCAGCACAGCUGCUGCUCAAUGGCUUCCACCCACUGGGUCCUGCUGGGAGGAAGGGGGCGGUUUCAGCACCAGCGGCUCCGGUGCCACUUUCCCCAUCCCUAUGUCCUCUGCCCGCCCUGGCCCCUGCCUCCCCCCCUCUGGCUGCGCCGGUGGCAUCGGAGCGGCUCUUCGGCUGCCUGGUGUGCCAGCGCUUCGGCACGGACAGUGUGGAGGAGUUACUUCGCCACUCCACAGCUCCGCGCCGGCUGCCCGAGGCUGAGUGGAAGGAGGUGGCAGGGGAUCUCCACCGCUGCCGGCUCUGCGCCUACGGCACCCAGCUCAAGGCCAACUUCCAGCUGCACCUCAAGACCGACAAGCACGCCCACAAGUACCAGCUGGCCGCCCACCUGCGCGAGGGGGGCGGGGCCCUGCCCAUCGCCACCCCCGGAGGAGCAGAGCUGCAGCCUGGCCCCGCCCCUGCCCCGCCCCCCCUCCACCUGCGCUGCAACCUCUGCGACUACGAGACCAACAGCAAGGAGAAGAUGCGGCUGCACGUGCGGGGGGCGGGGCACGAGGAGGGCGAGCGAAGCUACAAGUUCCUGCUGGAGUUGGAGGCGUCGGCACCGGGUCCCGACCCCCCCCACUUCCACUGCCUGCUCUGCAACACCACCGCUCCUUCCUGCCUCGCCAUGUUGCGGCACCUGCGGGCCCCCCGGCACCGCGACGCCCAGGGCCAGCACCGCCUCCACCUGCUGCAGGGCGGGCGACCCACAGACGAGGGCACCGUGGCCCUGGAGAGAUGCAUCCGCCUGGCCGAGCCCGUGCCACGGAGCACCGGGAAGGAAUCAGCGUCUGACCCCACGACCCCCGAGAAAGAGACUCUGAACAAAGCCCCGCCCCCAGGACUGGACGAGACAGAGCCGAAGAGCCGAGCAGCGGGGGAAACCCAGACCACGGUGUUCUGCUGCCCGUACUGCAGCUACGUGAGCCGGGCGCCGGCGGGGGUGCGCAGCCACGCCACGUCCCAGCAUGCCCUGCAGCCAACCUACCGGUGCCCGCUGUGCCAGGAGGAGCAGCUGGUGGGCAGAGGCAGCCUGCGCGCCCACCUCAGCCACGGCCACAACGUGGUGCCCGAGUGCGUGGAGAAGCUGCUGCUCGUGGCCACCACUGUGGAGAUGAACUUUGCCACCAAAGUCCUACCCAGCCCCAGCCUGGCCCCAAACCCUGAGUGCGGGGGGGAGUGUGAACUGGCACCCACAGCGCCCCCUGCUGGAGAUGCCGCCACCUCAGCUCCCCUCCCCGCCGCCCCCUCCCCCCCUCCUCCAGCGGCUGACCUGCCCCCUCCACCCUGCCCAGCCUCCCCCCCGGCUCCGAAGGCCGACGACAGGGAGGAGGAAGCCCCAGUCCAGCUUCCCGCCCCUGAAGAGCAGCAGCGCCCCCCCGAGACCUCGCCGGCCCUGCAGGACCCCCGGCACCCCCUGUCCUACCGGAAAGCCACCAAUUUCGCCCUGGACAAGUUCCUGGAUCCGUCGCGGCCGUACAAGUGCACGGUGUGCAAAGAAUCCUUCACCCAGAAGAACAUCCUGCUGGUCCACUACAACUCCGUCUCCCACCUCCACAAGAUGAAGAAGGCUUCAGCCGACCCUACCGCCCCUUCCCGGGGCGACUCGGGGGGCCCCGGUGCCCCCCAGCCCUCCUCCGACAAGCCCUACAAAUGCACCACGUGCCGGGUGUCCUACAACCAGAGCUCCACCCUCGAGAUCCACAUGCGCUCGGUGCUCCACCAGACCCGCUCCCGGGUGGCCAAGGCGGAGGCCACCAGCAAAGGAGAGGCGGGGGAGGCGGGGGAGGCAGCCCCGGCCCCCCUCACCGAAGCUGAGCCCCCCAAGAUCCUGGAGGUGCCGACGGCGCUGCCGUUCCCAGCACCCCUCUUCUCCCCGCCGCUGCUGCCGCAGUUCCCGGUUGUGCCAGAAUCCCUCCUCAAGCUGCAACAGCAGCAGCUCCUCCUGCCCUUCUACCUGCACGACCUCAAGGGGGCGCCCAAGCUCGCGCUGGCAGCGCCGGCCCUGGCCCUGCCGGCCCCGUCGGCCCCGCUGAUCCUGGCUCCGCCCAAGGAGCCGCCCCUGCCGCCGCCGCCCCCGCCGCCUGCCCCAGCCAAACCGGAGACGGAGGAGGACGCUGGUGGAGAGGAAGGCAACGUGGCCUCCCACCCGGCGGCCAAGGCUCUGCUGGAGAACUUCGGCUUCGAGCUGGUGAUCCAGUACAACGAGGGCAAGCAGGGGGCGGGGGGCGCGGCUCCCCCUCCAGUGGCCCCGCUGCCCCGCCCGCCAGCCGAGAAGCUGCGGUGCGGCACGUGCGGGAAGGUCUUCUCCAACAUGCUCAUCCUGAAGACGCACGAGGAACACGUUCACCGGCGCUUCCUGCCCUUCGAGGCCCUCAGCCGCUACGCCGCCCAGUUCCGGAAGACCUACGACAGCAUGUACCCACCCGCCGAGGGCACUGCCCCUGCGGAGACACCCCCGGUGCCCCCCAGCAUCCCCCCUCUCUGCCCACCCUUCCUGAUGAAGCCAGUGCCAGUGGUGGUGCCCCCGGCACUGCCCGAAGCCGAAGGGCGGUGGGUCCGGGGUGAGGAAGAGGAAGCAGGGACGGACCCAUCCCGGGACGGUCUGUCGAGCCGGCGGUUCUCCCGCACCAAAUUCACCGAGUUCCAGUCGCAGGCUCUCCAGUCCUUCUUUGAAGCCAGCGCCUACCCCAAGGACAGCGAGGUGGAGCGUCUCUCCGUCCUCCUGGGCUUGGCCAACCGGGUCAUCGUGGUGUGGUUCCAGAACGCCCGGCAGAAGGCCCGGAAGAAUGGUGCCGAGGCUGGGGGUGCCGGAGGGGGCACCGUCACCAACCAACCCAGCUGUAAGAAAUGCCAAGCCACCUUCCGGUGCAUCUUCGACCUGGUGCGGCACCUCAAGAAAUGCUGUGACGACCGGCCCUCAGCGGCAGGCGAGGAGGAGGAGGAGGAGGAGGAGGAGGGAGAGGAAGAGCCAGAGGAAGAGGAGCCGGAGGAAGAGCCCAAGCCACCAGCUGAGGAAGAGGAGGAGGAAGACGAGGAAGAGGCACCAAGGGGCGAUGGAGACCCCAAGGAAGAUCAGCCAGUGAGUGAUGGAGCCAUGGAGCCCCUGGAGAGCAAGGCCCCCACGUUCUCCUCCGAUCCACCAGGCGCCCAUGGCUCAGCACUCCUGGCCCCUCAUGACCCGCUGCCGGAGCUGCCCCGCAGCCAGGGGGCGCCCAUGAAGAGGAAGCACGAGGAUGGGAGCCAGUCGCCGGGCGGCGGGAGCGGCGGCGAAGGGGAGCCUCCGCGAGACAAGCGUCUCCGCACCACCAUCCUCCCGGAGCAGCUGGACGUCCUCUACCGCUGGUACGUGCAGGACUCAAACCCCACCCGCAAGAUGCUGGACUGUAUCUCGGAGGAGGUGGGGCUCAAGAAACGGGUGGUGCAGGUGUGGUUCCAAAACACCCGUGCAAGGGAACGCAAGGGGCAAUUCCGGUGCAGCGCCAGUGCCGGGAUCCCCCCCAUCAAGACCUCCCCAUCCUGUUCCUUGGCCAAGUUGAGUCCUGGUGGCGGGAUGGUCAACAUCUCUGGUGGCGGGACAACCAAUGUCUCCGGUGGCGGGACAACCAAUGUCUCUGGUGGCGGGACGGCCAACGUCUCGGGUGGCGGGACGGCCAACGUCUCGGGUGGCGGGACAACCAGUGUCUCUGGUGGCGGGACGGCCAACGUCUCCGGUGGCGGGACGGCCAACGUCUCUGGUGGCGUCUCUGACGGUGGGACAGCCAGUGUCCCCUACAGCAUCAACCAGGCUGAGCCGGAGCCGUCAGAGCUGAACGAAGCCCGGAGCCCAUCCGGCGGCGAUCUGAGUGACUCUUCUUCCUCCUCUUCCUCCUCCUUGGCCGAUCCGGAGUCGCCAGGCGGGCAUGGGCGGGCGUCGGAGGGGGCGGCCGGGCUGGAUCUGCUGGGCCAGCGCCGCUACCGGACCCAGAUGUCCAGCCUGCAGCUGAAGAUCAUGAAGGCGUGUUAUGAGGCCUACCGAACGCCCACCAUGCAGGAGUGCGAGGUGCUGGGUGAGGAGAUCGGCCUGCCCAAGAGGGUCAUCCAGGUCUGGUUCCAGAAUGCCCGGGCCAAAGAGAAGAAGGCCAAGGCGGCCUUGGCUGAGGGGGGCCCUGGGGCUCCCUCCGAGGGCCCCCCUGAGCCUCGGGCUGAGUGCCCCGUCUGCCAGGUCAAAUACGACUUCUACGUCUCCUGCCGUGGCCACCUGUUCUCCCGUGGCCACCUGGCCCGGCUCAAGGAGGCCGUGCAGGCCCAGCUGCGCAGCGAGGGCCAUGAUGGGGCGCCAGGGCCCCCACUCCUGCCCAUCCCCCCUGGAGCCCCCCCAGGAGCCGGCACUGCAGGCCCCUCCGCCGCCCCCGGCACCGGACUCCUGGGUUCCACGCCGCCAGGACAUCCCUUACCUCAGAGCCAGCUCAGCUCGGCGCCGGAGCCCCCCAGAGAGACCCAGCCGGAGCCGGGAGCCGCCAGCGCGUCGCUCGCCGGAGCCGCCAGACUUCCCAGCACCGUAGCCAACCCCGCCCUAAAGACCCUGAAGGGUGUGAAGCCGCCGGUGCCCGCGCUCCUGGGCGCCCAGUUCCUGCCCUUCUCCGUGCCAGCGGGCGCCCCGGCCUCCCUGUUCAGCGCCCCGCUGCCCGGCGGCUACUUCCAGCAGCUGUACGGCAUGAAGACGGGGCUGUUCCCCAUGAACCCCGUCAUACCUCAGACCCUCAUCAGCCUGCUGCCCGCCCCCGAGGCCCCCGCGCCGGCCGGGGUCUCCACGGUGGACGUGACCCACCGCUACCUGUGCCGCCAGUGCAAGGCGGCGUUCGAGGGGGAGGCGGCGGCCACGGCCCACCAGGCCGGCUUCUGCUACUACGGCCAGCCGGCGCCGGCGCCGCUGCGCGUGCCCGUCUGCACCUACCACUGCCUGGCGUGCGAGGUGCUGGUCAGCGGGCGGGAGGCGCUGGGGGCCCACCUCCGCUCCAGCGCCCACCGCCGCAAGGCCGGCCCCGCCCCCGCCGCCGGCCCCGCCCCCGGCCCCGCCCCGGCCUUUGCCAAAGAGGAAGCAAAGUUACCUCACUCGGACCCCAGCCCAAAAAGCAACUCUACCUCGACCACGCUUCUAGCUUUAUGAACAGCGCGGGGUGCAGCUGGAGACGGGGGGCGCCUGGAGCCCCCCGCCCUGCCCUGGGGAACCGCCCCCCAACCCCCUUCACCCUGAGGGACCCCCAACCUGGAACACCCAACCUGCUCCUGGCUGCCUCCCCAACUCCUAAUGUGCCCCAGACCUAGAUACAACCCCCCAUACGCCAACCCGGCUGGAGGGAGCUGGCACUUCUGAGUGCGUGUGCGUGUGGGGGGUGAAUUCAAAGCACACCCCCCGCCUUCGAGGUUGGCAAGAUGCCCACACAUGUGCUAGACGUGUUCCCAACACAGCUGGCCCCCAGAAGCCCCCUCCUCUCCGCACAUGUCAGGCAUGUUCCCACCAUGCAGGCUCCCCCAAAUGCCCCACACAUGCUCCCCGUGUGUCCAUCCGUGUAUCACGGGUGGCGCCCCAGACUCUGCCCGCCCCACACAUAACAUAAGACAGGGCUUCCACAUGACCCACCCCCCCCACUUCUCUCUCCCCGCAGCCUCCCUUCCCCCAUGCCAACUCCCAGGUGCCCCCCAGGCUGCCCCCCCAGCACAUGCCCCAUACUGUUACCCAUCAAGACAGGCCAAAACCAAAACUCAACUCAACGGACAGCACGAGAGACAAA